AUGUACCCAUCCACCCUCAGAGACGACCACCUCCUCAACUUCAACGCGGGCAAGGCGCCUGUACGCGACGCGGUGAGUUUCACACUCAACGGCAAACCCAUCACCGUGCAACAGCCAGACCCAAAACUCUUAUUAGCCGACUACCUACGUGACAUAGGACUGACGGGAACCAAGAUAGGGUGUUCUGAGGGGGGUUGUGGAGCCUGCACGGUGUUGUUGGAUGGCGACUCACACGGGUCUCGGUAUGGGUGGGAGAGGGCUGGCUGGGCAUGGCAUAGGAAGACUGUGGUGCUGUGGACUGUACUAUGGGAUGAGUUGAGUGUAUUGUGUUGGUUGUGUAUGGUAGAGUUCUGGUUGUAGUAAUAGGUUUGUGGUCGUGUGUACUGUACUAUGGGAUGCGUUGAGU
Molecule: messenger RNA, 406 nt
Organism: Sphaeroforma arctica JP610
Lineage: Eukaryota; Ichthyosporea; Ichthyophonida
Exons: 1
Coding region: 1-360 (119 amino acids)
Molecular function (GO): 2 iron, 2 sulfur cluster binding
Source: RefSeq, a predicted model, not a curated record